Coccidioides immitis RS is the source of this 2029-nucleotide messenger RNA. RefSeq lists its product as uncharacterized. Gene Ontology annotation, molecular function: zinc ion binding; ubiquitin protein ligase activity. The coding region runs from base 1 to 987 and encodes 328 amino acids. The transcript has 6 exons. Lineage: Eukaryota; Fungi; Ascomycota; Eurotiomycetes; Onygenales; Onygenaceae. The record is from RefSeq and is a predicted model, not a curated record.
AUGCCCGGGGGCUCGGUAUAUGCUGCGGGAUCCGGGUCCGUCUCACGGACCAAAAGGAAGCGAGAGGAACACAAAGUGGACGGCUCGGCCCCUGUUACUUCCCCAAGGAAGACGAAAGGACCUCGUACCCUUUCCCGGAACAAGUCUGCUUCAGAUGCUCCUGUAUCCUUGGCUUGCCAGCCGAAACCCCCGGCACCCGGCUCAAAACGGCGCAAGCGUGGCGCCGACGAUGGUGUUGAAAUGGUUCGCGAAGAAAAGAGGCUCCGCUCAUUUCGGAAAAAGCCUCCUCAGUCCUAUAUCACAAAACUUACCAGGGCUACUCUCCAGAGAAUGUUCAUCGUCAAGAGACAAAGGGAAGAGACCACAAGGGGCCCAGAAGAAACUGUGCAUAUUGUAGGCACAACAGGGAACAUCUAUAAAGUUGUAAUUGGGAAGGUGCCUGCUUGCUCUUGCCCCGACGCAAUGAAGGGCAAUCAAUGCAAGCACAUUGUUUAUGUCCUAUGUAAUGUCCUCAAAGUCAAGGACUAUCUCCGAUAUCAGCUUGCCUUUCUCUCCUCUGAGCUCCGUGAAAUCUUCGAGAAAGCUCCGAUAAACCCAGCAGACAGUAGUUCUACAGGCAGCAAAGGAAAGCAAAAGCCCAUUGACGGGGAUUGCCCUAUAUGUUUUAUGCCGCUUGAUUCUUCAAACGAUCAAGUUGUGUGGUGCAAGGCCGCAUGCGGAAACAAUAUCCACAGGCUCUGUUUUGAGCAGUGGGCAGCCAGUCUGAACGGAAAGCAACUGAGAUGUGUUUACUGUCGAACACCUUGGGAGGACGACGGGUUCGAUAUUCACUCACUUCUAAGCCGUGCUACAAUCAGCGAGGAUGGCUAUAUUAACGUGGCAGAGGCGAUGGGACUGUCCCAGGAAAGGGGUAGGGGUUCCUCUCUACUAUUCAACAUAUCAUCAGCCUUGGGUGCGCCGACAAUUGUAUCCCUACUAUUAGCCUAACAUGGUUGGUUCUCAGCUUGACCACAAUGUGGUUGUGGAGACUCUUGGCUACAAUCCAACAUCAUGUCCGUUUAAAUGAAGACGCUUUGUUGCCUUCAAGAAUAUUGGCAGGUUUCGUUUUAGGAUGGUUGGCUACACACCAAGCGUCAAGGUUGAUAUUCAAAGAGCAAGGACGUUUUGAUGUUCGCAUUGUUGAGAACGUGGACUGCUACCAAAUUCCCUUUGACAUGGCGAGUGCAGCUAUCAUCAAUGGUUUCUGGCACCUCCUGAGAAUUUUCAUUCUGCUUCUCUGUUGUACCCCUAAUGACAAGGUUGGUAUUAACAAUAUAAUCAGUUUUAAUUCCAUCUCACACUACGUUGCGCGGCAGGCCUCUGGGUAAGAAUGAAUGUUUGACUAGACACCGGGACAUUGGGCAUCAUGGGAUUUAAAUAACCAAUACACUCGCUAUAAGCGACCGAUCGCGGUUCGUACUCCGGUCGUACAUUUGCAUUUAUCAUGCAACACAGAUACUACUCCUCCGAACCAGUGAGUCGACGUUUAUCCGUGGUCAUUUAAUAUCCUUUUUCCGUCCCUAACUACAGCAGAACUCGUACCCUCCUCGCCGGUCAUCCACGGGGGCAUCUUGGCUGCGUCGAUCACGCCCAAUUCCGCAAGUUGUCGCAGACCGGAUAUCACAUCGGAGCCGGAAAAAGUAAGCGACAUGGUGGGAUUGUCGUCGAGUUCGAGACCUUUGACUUGAGACGAAGGAGUGAUGGGGUCUUGGAGGGAGAUGUCAAUUUUUUCGAGAGCGGGAUUGGGGCAGGUGGCUGCUUGGGGGACUGAUGGUGGUGAUGGUGAUGAUGAUGAUGAUGAUGCGCGAGGAGAUGACGAAGGAGGAAUCGCCAGAAGAUGACGGUAAGAGCCUGAUGUUCCAAAUCUCGAGAGUAUGGUUUUUUGUCGUUUUGUUUUCGCUGAGGAAUGGGACGGGUGCUGAUUAGACUCGCUUUCCGUCCCCGCCAAUGAUGACAUAUUUUCUUUCUGGGCUCCUGGAUUUGCCGAGUC